UCGCCCUUUGCAGCCCCCUUCCCAGCCCAUACCAGCUGGGGCUGAGGGGAAAGCAGGGCCGCCCCGCCCCUCCCGCUAGCCCCGCCCCGGCUGUCAGGGACGAGAAAGCCCCGCCCCCGGUCAGGCGCGCGCAGCCUGGGCCGAGCACUGCCUCCUGGCCCUUGCACCCGACCCUCCGCCUGCCGCCUCCAGAACCACCACGCGUCUUGCAGACUGCGGCUUCGGCCUGGGAGGAGAGAGCGACAUGGCGGCGGCCAAGUCUGAGAACCUCUCCGUGGUGGUGCACGGACCCGGGGACCUGCGCCUGGAGAACUAUCUUAUCCCUGAACCAGGCCCCAAUGAGGUGCUGCUGAAGAUGCAUUCCGUUGGAAUCUGCGGCUCAGAUGUCCACUACUGGGAGCAUGGUCGAAUUGGGCAUUUUGUUGUGAAAAAGCCAAUGGUGCUGGGGCAUGAAGCUUCAGCGACGGUCGUGAAAGUGGGAUCAUUGGUACAGCACCUAAAGCCAGGUGAUCGUGUUGCCAUUGAGCCUGGUGCUCCCCGAGAGACUGAUGAAUUCUGCAAGAUUGGCCGAUACAAUCUGUCGCCGUCCAUCUUCUUCUGUGCCACACCCCCCGAUGACGGGAACCUCUGCCGGUUCUAUAAGCACAAUGCCAGCUUCUGCUACAAGCUUCCUGACAAUGUCACCUUUGAGGAAGGGGCCCUGAUUGAGCCGCUGUCUGUGGGAAUCCACGCCUGCCGGCGAGGUGGAGUCACCCUGGGAAACAAAGUCUUUGUGUGUGGAGCUGGGCCGAUCGGACUAGUCACUUUACUCGUGGCCAAGGCAAUGGGUGCGGCUCAAGUGGUGGUGACUGAUCUGUCUGCCUCUCGGUUGUCUAAAGCCAAAGAACUCGGGGCUGAUUUCAUCCUCCAGAUCUCCAAGGAGAGCCCUCAGGAAAUUGCCAGUAAAGUGGAAGAUCUACUGGGGUGCAAGCCAGAAGUCACCAUUGAGUGCACGGGGGCAGAGGCCGCCAUCCAGGCCGGCAUCUAUGCCACUCGUUCUGGUGGGACCCUGGUACUUGUGGGGCUGGGCUCUGAGAUGACCACUGUGCCCCUAGUGCACGCAGCCACCAGGGAGGUGGAUAUCAAGGGCGUGUUUCGAUACUGCAACACGUGGCCGAUGGCGAUUUCCAUGCUUGCGUCCAAGUCUGUGAAUGUAAAGCCCUUAGUCACCCAUAGGUUUCCUCUGGAGAAAGCUCUGGAGGCUUUUGAAACAUCCAAAAAAGGAUUGGGGUUGAAAGUCAUGCUGAAGUGCGACCCUGACGACCAGAAUCCCUGAUGUUAAUUGGGCUCUGCCCUUAUCCCCACCCUCUCAGCAUCUUGGGGCAGAAUGGCUGCCAAGGGUGGGCUUUGAUGCACAAGUUUCUUUUGAAUAGUAAGAAUAACUAAAAUAAUUCAUUAUAAGCAGAGAGCCUUGCCCAGAGGAGUUGAUGUGCCUUAAAAAUGGGGAUGGUUUUGGGGAACUUGUGGCCAGAAUGACCUGUUCUUGCUGAGCAAAGUUCAGCAAGUGGAGCAGAGCUUGGCAGGCAGGUGCUGGGAGCUCCCCUUCUUCCUGGAGAGCCGGAGUUGAGGGGGGAGGGAAUCUGCCCCUUGGGUUCCUGGUGCCACCGUGAUUGUGGCCUGGUGGGGGGUGGGGGAAAUUAUGAAGAGAGACCUUUAUCAAGAUUUAACUGGUGCAGAACCUGAUUUUCAAGAAAAUCUGCAGCACCGGGUCUGGAAUGAGGGAUUGCCCACAGUUUUUGUUUAGCGCAGUGUUUCUAGACAUAAAUGCUAUUUGGUUUGAUGACAAAAGGAGAAUAAGAGACUGACCUUCUGGGUCUAGGAUAAUUUUAAAACCCAUCAAACAAGUGAAACUGAAAUCCCAUGUGAGAGAUUUGGUUGCACUCCCUAAAUGUAGAAAUAGUCAGGGAACUUCUCAACGCUGCUUGAAGACAGCCUCCUCCGCUGCUGAGAAUUCUGUGUCACUUUGCAAGGUCAGGAACCGCCUUCCCAACACCCCCACCCCCACCCUUCUGCAGGUUCAGGGGCAGCCACUACAGGCUCCUUCCGCACUAGGUAACCAGGAGGCACCUGCCUAAGGACAGUCAUGGGGAGUCCUCAUGGAAGACCUUAAAUCUCUCCUCUGACUAGCCCAGGAGGGUUUGGUCAGUGCACCUGUCACCCACCCCACAGGAUUAACGUCUCCUCCAAGGCUCAUACUCACUGAUGAUUAUUAGACAAUUCCAUUUAAUUAUGAACAGAAAACCUCUCUCCUUCUCAUAGCCAGUUAAAGCUCUUUGGUAUCUUCCUGUCUAUUUGAAUGAUACCUCCAACUUUGUCUUAUUAAUUGUGGAGUUUUCCUGUGUAAGAUUUGGAUCCAAAUUACAUUAUGCCCAUUUGUGACUUUGAGAUUAUUAGUCAAGAAUGAGGAGACAAAAAAAAAUAAACAGAUAAAAAAAAAAAAAAGAAUGAGGAGACAGUGGGGCCGGCCUGGUGGUGUAGCGGUUAGGUUUGCAGGCUCUACUUCAGCGGCCCGGGGUUCACCGGUUUGGACCCCGGGGGCAGACCUACGCACCAAUUGUCAAGCCAUGCUGUGGUAGGCAUCCCACAUAGAAAGCAGAGGAAGAUGGGCACGGAUGUUAGCUCAGGGCCAAUCUUCCUACAAAAAAAAAGAAUGAGGAUAUAGAGUUCGUGGCAUAACUUGGGCUGCAGCCUUUAAUCCCUCACUUCAGCUGGGAGUGGAGGGUGAGUUUAAAGAGGUUUGAGUUUUCUUGUGAUUGGGGAAGGCCAUGCCCAGUGCCUAGACUUCCUCAAACUGCUUUGGGUAAUAAAUUCUGCUUGUAAUGCCUGACUGCUGCUGCCAUUUGUGCCCCUGUUGAGGGAGGAAUGGACUCAGCUUAAUCAUUUCACAAAAAGAAGGAUCCAGGAUUUUGAAAGUGACACAUUUUCUGCAUCAAAUAUAACUUCCUUGACUGUUGGGAAUUUAUGUUAAUGAUCUCUAAUCCUCAAACCAAGUUAAAUACAUAUGAUUAUUUUACAGCUGAGGAAAUAAAGAAAUCAAGCGUAA
Molecule: messenger RNA, 3082 nt
Organism: Equus quagga
Lineage: Eukaryota; Metazoa; Chordata; Mammalia; Perissodactyla; Equidae
Gene: SORD
Product: sorbitol dehydrogenase
Exons: 9
Coding region: 245-1315 (356 amino acids)
Biological process (GO): D-sorbitol catabolic process
Molecular function (GO): L-iditol 2-dehydrogenase (NAD+) activity
Source: RefSeq, a predicted model, not a curated record